This is a messenger RNA of Colletotrichum costaricense, 300 nucleotides long. RefSeq lists its product as uncharacterized. The coding region runs from base 1 to 300 and encodes 99 amino acids. Lineage: Eukaryota; Fungi; Ascomycota; Sordariomycetes; Glomerellales; Glomerellaceae. The transcript has a single exon. The record is from RefSeq and is a predicted model, not a curated record.
AUGAGAAGAGAGCGAGUGCGGCCUACGGGCAGCACAGCGCGACUGCUCCGCCUCAGCACGCAAUGGUGGUGGCGAGUGCGCUGUAGAAAAGCAGCGCAGCAAUCGAACGUCCCGUAUCUUACAGAUCACAGCGUCGUGACCGCCCAACCGGCCCUGCAGGCAAUUACGUCUCGGCCGGCGGCGGCUCAUAGCUGCGAUCGCCCACAGGCGCGACGGCCGCUCCGGCGGACCGCCAGACCUGUGUUCCCCUGCGGGAUUGGCGCGCUUCGGCGCCCCAGUCCCCAAGGAUGGGCUCUGUAG